UCAGUUAAAAGCGCUCUCUAGGGCGGUGGUGUGAACUGCUCUGUACUACAGUGUGUCCUGCCACAAAACGAAGAUUUUCGGCACGGUCGCUGAUUUAUACUGGUCUGUUUUGAUCAUGUCAGAAAAAACAGUUACUGCAUUAUUUUUGACGCGGCCGAAGAUGCUCUGAAAAGCGAAUCGGACCAGCACCGGAUUAUUUACAGAAUUAUUUAUAAAGAGGAAACAAACUGGAUAAAAGAAGCAAGAAGGGAAUCUGUCGGAGUCUGUCAUCUGUUUUUUUGUUCGUUGUUUGUUUAUUGAUUAUCUGAAAUAAUCCGAGUUCAGCUCCUGAUUUGGAGAUUACACUUAUUUAUUGACUUGUCAGGUUGAUAAUCCCGGGAUUGACUUGUAAUCCCGUUUCACACCGUCAUGGAUCUGAUGUGGAAAACUCUGCUCGCGCUGUUUCUCUCCGUGUGCCGACUGAAACUCUCAGUGUCCACGGUUUUAGAUUCCAUUUACUGGAACACUUCAAACACAAAGUUUGUGCCCGGGAAAGGCAUCACCUUGUAUCCUCAGAUUGGGGACAAAAUGGACAUCGUGUGUCCCCGACUCAGGCCGGGUCAGAGCGCAAACACCCGUAUGGAAUAUUUCCGCGUGCACCUGGUCUCACAGAAACAGCUCGAGAGCUGCUCGGUGGCAAAGGGCAACGUGACGUUGCUGAACUGUGACAAGCCCGACCAAGACGUCAAGUUCACCUUUAAGUUCCAGGAGUUCAGCCCUAACCUAUGGGGCCUUGAAUUCCUCAAAGGCGAAGACUACUAUGUCAUCUCUACGUCGAACAGCACGUUAGAAGGUCUGGACAACAUGGAGGGCGGCGUGUGCAAAACCAAAUCCAUGAAGCUGGUGCUCCGAGUGGGACAAAGUCCCAGUGACACAGUCUCAGCGAAAGAACUUCCCAAAUCAUUCGACAGCGACCACCAGAGCACAUCGAGCAAAGACAACGACAUGCUCAGCAAAUCCGAACAAGACGGAAAAAAUGGUGAGUCAAUGGGCGUGUCCGGCUCUGAGGUAGCCCUGUUCACCGGCGUGGCCUCGGGAGCCUUCGUCUUGGUUGUUCUCAUCAUCGUGGCGCUGGUGUUGCUGGCACGCCGGCGUCGCCGCAAGAACUCUGCGCAGUGUUCAGCCCCUCUUGCACUGCACCCCAUCCCCAAACGCAGCAACAACAACAACGGGUCGGAGCGCAGCGACAUCAUCUUCCCGCUGCGAGCCUCCGACAGCUACUACUGCCCCCAUUACGAGAAGGUGAGCGGGGAUUACGGCCACCCGGUUUACAUCGUUCAGGAAAUGGAGCCCCAGAACCCAGCCAAUGUUUAUUACAAAGUCUGAAAUAAUCAGAACCUUUGAGCCUCAUCCAAGACUAAAAAGAAGGUCUCAAUUGAGAGCUUGAUUGCUCAGAAUAAAUGAUACAGAGAUAAAUGACUCGUGGAAUGAAGCCGAGAACCGUUCAGGAGCCCCCAAAAGCCCCAGAAUGGUCCGACUCGACAUCUGGGUCGGGGAAUUACGGCUUCUAAAACAUGGACGCCGUGUGAUUUGUAUCAGUCAGGGAGCAAAAGCUUUGAGGCUGAAAGUGUCGACUGAGAGCUUGUGCUCAAGUUUCAGCCUGGCUGUAGAAAAGAAACAUGCUCCUGGCUCACACCAGCGAAUCAGAGACAAAUGACUCUUGGAACGAAGCGAGGACUUUCUCUCCGCUCUCAAGUCAGCGCUUUAAUUCAUUAUGGCAGACGGAGGUGCUACAGUAUCGAUUCAUGACGGCGUUUCGCUCAGGGAAAGAAAACGGAGCCAAACCCGCACUGACGUAUAGAUGUUUUUUAAAAAUAAUCCACAGAUUUACAUCCUAAAAAAAUAAAUAAAUAAAUUACUGCUUCAGGGCAAAAAACUUUAAAGCCACAUAAUCAUUACCUAUUCAUAGAAGGUUUAGGUUUACUUAUCCAAAAUUGUUCUCAGGGCAGAAAGAAUUAUGAUUGGGCAUCUGCAACAACCAAUGAAAUGGAAACAAUGCAGAAAUUGAGGUGUUUUUUUUGUCAUCCUUUUUGUUAAAAACAAUCUAUCCGCACUGCUAGUUAUGCAAGUGUUUCUGCAGUUUUUACUUCUAGAGGUUUCAGGAGGAUCCUCACUGGAUUGUUUUUAGUAAGGAAAUCCUCCCGAGGAACAAAUGGAAGAACUCUAUAGAAAGUUAAAUACUUUUGUUUCUCAGCAAAAACCUAACUAGAACAUUUUUACCUUGCAAAUUCCUGUCACGCGAACUAUUAUCGCAAUUUUUCAUUCCACAUGCAUUGAUCGUUACUCAACUCUAAACAUCUUGUGAUGUUUGGCUACAUCCCGUGAAGAAAAUGUCUUGUUUUUUUCCUCCCCCGCCCUCAAGUUUGAUUUGAAAAUCUUCCAAGCAAGUUGAGCAAGCCACAAAGCUAACCUUAUAGAAAAUAAAUCCUCAGAAUGACUGAAUAAAUGAAUGAAUAAAUAAAAGAUCCCACCAGAUGAUCACCAAAGGUUGAGGCAACAAAAUAGAUUUCUUAUUUUGAUAGUGUGUUUUAGGUUUUAACUUAAACUAUUGGUCUUUUUUCAUUAAAAGAAAUUUAACUAUGAAUGAGGGAAAAAAAUAUCACCGGUAAUAACAACAGUAAUUCGGAAAAUCACUAAACUUGUUUUGUUUAGAACUACAUCACGUUAAAAGAUUUGACCAAACAAUGACUAAAAAUGUUGCCUUAAACCUUUUCUGGGCUAAACAUCAGGAUCAUGCUAAAAUAUUACCUUUUUUGGAGAACUAGCCUUGCUUUUCUGCCCUGAGAAAAGAUUUUUCUCAAUUAAACCUCCUUCAGGCUAUUAUCAACAUCUCUUACCAGAACCAGAACCUUAAAACUUAGUUCUUUAUGGGACAGUAUUAUAUUUGACAUUUGAAGAAGCGGAAGGUUAUGGGAGCAGAUCUUUUGGCGUGUACACCCACAACAAUGCUUGAAUGUUCAGGAAAAACGAGACCCUUUAAGUCUUAUUGAAUUUGCAUCACCAGCCAGUUUGGUUGUCUGGUAAAGCAGCGUCAGCUGAAGAUUGAGUCAUAAAUUUGGACGCCGGCAGAAGCAUGUUGAUGGUAAGGCUGCGGGUGAAAUGUUUUCUACAUCCCAUAAUGCAUAUCAGGUUCCUGCUGGUUCUCCUCCAUAUGUUGUUUCUGCAUCAGGUUGUCUUGACACAUUUAGCACGAUCCUUAGACUGCAUGUGGUUCUGGAUCUUGCUGCCUCUGGCGUCUUGUCAUGUUCUUAAUCAGUUCAGAAAAGACAUGUCUUCUUUGUUUACCCAGAAAUGUAAAUACUACCUAAAGGGUUUCUCUCUCUCUCUUUUUUUUGUUGUAAUAAAUUAUGUCUUAAGUUAUGUUUUUUCUAUAGAUCCAUAAAAAGGAUUGUUUCUUAUUUCCAUCCCAGACCUGGGGUGUUGAUGUCACUGAUUUAUGAAAGUUUGGAAUUUUGUCCCGAUGUCAUUUCAUUGCUCACGCACUGAGAAAAUGUUCCACUGCAGCUGAAUGAAUUAUGAUUGUUCGAUUGAAUAGAUUCAUGAUGGUGCUGCUUCUAAAAGGAGCUUUGUUUAAAACAAAAAAAUAAAAUAAUAAAAUAAAGCUGAUG
This is a messenger RNA of Clarias gariepinus (North African catfish), 3647 nucleotides long. RefSeq names its product ephrin-B2b (gene efnb2b). Gene Ontology annotation, cellular component: plasma membrane. The transcript has 5 exons. Gene Ontology annotation, biological process: axon guidance; blood vessel morphogenesis; ephrin receptor signaling pathway. The record is from RefSeq and is a predicted model, not a curated record. NCBI's taxonomy places the organism in Eukaryota, Metazoa, Chordata, Actinopteri, Siluriformes, Clariidae. The coding region runs from base 409 to 1365 and encodes 318 amino acids. Gene Ontology annotation, molecular function: ephrin receptor binding.